Messenger RNA from Momordica charantia (bitter melon), 3858 nucleotides. RefSeq names its product putative mitochondrial protein AtMg00810. Lineage: Eukaryota; Viridiplantae; Streptophyta; Magnoliopsida; Cucurbitales; Cucurbitaceae. The record is from RefSeq and is a predicted model, not a curated record.
AUUUGGCGGUUUCUUUUGGCGUCACUUGCAUCUCUUUUCUGCUACAUCAAUGGCAGAAGAUGACCACAUCAAUCCCACAGCAGACUUAUCUUCUUCACUAAAUCAGACUACACUCGAACAAUACAUCAAUCCCUAUUUUUUGCACCAAUCAGAUACGAGCCUUGUUCUUGUAUCAGAUCUGUUGAUAGAGGACAAUUAUACUUCUUGGCGUCGAUCUAUGCUAAUCGCUCUCAAUCAAGAACAAGGUCUACUUCGUUGAUGGCUCCCUCCCACCGUCGACGGAUGAAUUGUUGCAAGCUUGGAUUAUUUGUAACAAUGUAGUUAUCUCUUGGAUUUUGAAUUCCUUAUCAAAGGAAAUUUCUGCCAGCGUGCUUCUCUGUGACUCGGCACGCGAUAUUUGGCUCGAUUUGAAGGAACGAUUCCAGCGGCAAAAUCGUCCUCGCAUAUUUCAAUUACGUCGUGAACUUUCCAAUUUGGUGCAAGAUCAAUUGUCUGUAAGUGCUUACUAUACACGUUUGAAGACUUUGUGGAAUGAAAUUUCUUUUUAUUGGACCCUCUUGUACCUGUGGUCGUUAUACUUGUGGAGGAGUCAAAGCUUCCAUAGCUUUUAAUCAACAAGAACACGUAAUGUGUUUUCUCAUGGGGUUGAAUGAAUCUUUCAGCCAACUACGUGCUCAAUUACUCUUCAUGGAGCCAGAACCAUCGAUUAAUCGGGCGUUCUCACUUGUUGCGCAAGAAGCUCAACAACGUGCAAUUACUGCAUCGAUUUCUCCUACUCCAGUAGCUCUUAUGGUGAAGAACAGUUCUUCUUCUUCGUCUAUCAACAGUCGAGUGAAUUCCUCCAAUUUUCAACCUAAACGAAAGGAUAAACCGGUUUGCUCUCAUUGUGGUCUUGUUGGCCACACAGUAGAUCGCUGUUAUAAGUUACACGGGUAUCCACCUGGUUAUCGCUCAUCUGGCAGCAGAUCCAAUUCUUCAACAAAUUCCAGUGCAUCCACUCGAUCCACCAAUGACUCCGCAAAAUCUGCGCCUUCUUCAAGUUCUUAGGAUGCUUCUAGUUCCUUGGCGUCACUUAGUGCUGAUCAAUGUCAAUGCCUCCUAAAUCUAUUGCAAUCACAUUUGUCCAAAGUGCAAACUAGUCUUGAUACAAACACUAAUCAGUCUCACGUUGCAGGUAUUUGUCACAAUACCUCUUAUUCCAGAAUUUUACAUACACAUUGGGUUGUGGACUCUGGUGCUUCUGCUCAUGUUUGUUUCAACCGGGAUCUAUUUGUUAACCUUGCACCAGUUUCUGGAAUUUCAUUAUCCUUGCCAGAUCACUCUCGUAUCACAGUUGAACUUGUUGGAAGUGUCCAAAUUAGUGCUGAUCUUUUACUCACAAAUGUGAUGUUUGUGCCUACAUUCAGAUAUAAUUUGCUAUCUGUCAGUGCAUUAACAGCCGAUUGUCCUAUAUCUGCUCAGUUCUCUAAUGACUACUGUGUUUCUUUAGGACAAAUUGUCUUUGAAGACGAUUGGCAGAGCUGAUGUUUGGCAAGGAGUUUAUCUUCUUCCGGUUGAGCUGCCUACUUGUGCUUUGACAUCAUCUACUGCUAUUUAUAAUUUUGUCUCCACUUACAAUAUAUGGCAUGCUAGACUUGGGCAUCCAUCCCCUAAAUAUUUACUAGCUUUGAAGAAUAUUUUACAUAUUGAGUCUCUACCUAAACAUGAACAUGAUGAUCCUUGUUUAGUUUGUCCUUUGGCUAAACAGAAACGUCUUUGUUUUGACUCUCAUAAUCACAUUUCUGAUCAACCUUUUGAGUUAGUUCACUGUGAUGUGAUGUUUGGGGUCCAUAUGCUUCAUCUACUCAUGUCGGUUAUAGAUAUUUUCUCACUCUUGUGGAUUAUUGCUCUAGAUAUACGUGGACUUUUUUAAUGAAACAAAAAUCAGAUGCGUUGGUCAUUGUUCCUCGCUUUUUUACACUGAUCAAGAUACAGUUUGGCAAGACUAUCAAAUGUUUUCGGUCUCAUAAUGCCCCCCAGUUAUUAUAUAAUGCCCCCCAGUUAUUAUUUAUUGAAUUCUUUCAUUCCAAAGGAGUUCUCCAUCAGUUUUCUUGCGUUGGUCACUCGGAACAAAACUCUGUUGUGGAGAGGAAGCAAAUUCGUCAACCUUCAUAUUUAAGGGAUUAUCAUUGUGGUUUUCUUGAUUCUUCUUAUGUCACUUCAUCUGGCAUCAAAUAUUCCUUACCCAAUUAUUUGACUUAUGAAAGGUUCUCUAUUUCUUAUAGAAAUUUUGCUCUCAAUAUCUCUACCACAUAUGAACCUCAAUAUUACCACCAGGCCGUGCCUUUCUCUUAUUGGCGUGAUGCUAUGCGUGAUGAAUUACGAGCCAUGGGACUAACCACACAUGGUCUGUUGUUCCACUUCCACUUGGGCAACAUUCCAUUGGUUGCAAGUGGAUUUACAAAAUCAAACACAAGUCUGAUGAAACUGUUGAUCGAUUUAAAGCACGCUUAGUUGCCAAAGGCUACACUCAGCAAGAAGGACUCGAUUACAUUGAAACUUUUUCUCCUGUGGCCAACAUGGUCACUGUUAAAGUUUUGCUUUCCCUUGUUGUAUCUUUAAAUUGGCAUUUAGUGCAGUUUGAUGUUAACAACGCAUUCCUCCAUGGUGACUUAUUCGAGGAGGUGUACAUGGACUUGCCUCUUGGUUAUCAAUAUAAUGUGGUUGCUUCUCAGGGGGAGCGUCUCGUGUGCCUUCUCCACAAGUCUAUAUAUAAGGUUUGAUAAGUUCUCUGAUGCCAUCUUGCUCCUUGGUUUCAAACAGACUAAAUCGGAUUAUUCUCUUUUCAUUCAAGGCUCUGGUGCAUCUUUUGUUGCUCUUCUUGUUUGUGUGGACGACAUCAUUGUUACUAGUGCUUCUUCAUCUCUCAUUGAUAGCUUGAAAGUUCACCUUAAUAAUGUGUUCAAGCUCAAAGACUUAGGACCAUUGAGAUAUUUUUUGGGACUUGAAUUGACUAGGUCAUCUACUAGAAUUUUCUUAUCUCAGAGACAUUAUGCUCUCCAAUUAAUCGAGGAUACAGGUUUUUUGGCUACUAAACCUUGUCCUUUACCCAUGGAUCCUAACAUUAAAUUGUCUGCUUCCGAUGGAAAAUUGUUGGAUGACCCAUCUGUGUAUCGUAGGCUUAUUGGACGUCUCCUAUAUCUUACUAUAUCUCGUCCUGAUAUUACAUUUACUGUCCAUAAAUUGAGUCAAUUUAUGGCUGCUCCACAUACCACACAUUUGGCUGCUGUGCAUUCUCUUAUUCGGUAUUUGAAGGGCUGCCCAGGUCAGGAGAUUUUGUUAAACCCUACUAAAUCUUUUCAACUCCGUGCAUUUGCUGAUGCGGAUUGGGGCUCUUGUUUCGAUUCUCGCAAGUCUACUACCGGUUUUUGUAUAUUUCUUGGUGAUUCCCUUGUUUCUUGGAAAGCCAAGAAGCAAAGUACUAUUUUUCGUUCUUCAACUGAAGCGGAAUAUCGCGCCCUUGCUGCCACUGUUAGUGAGAUUGUAUGGAUUUCUCACCUUUUGACUGCUUUACAGAUACUUGUUCCUCUCCGGCUCUUCUAUUUUGUGAUAAUCAAGUUGCAGUUCAUAUUGCUACUAACCCUAUCAUAUAUUUUUCAUGAGCAGACCAGACAUAUCGAGUUAGAUUGCCAUUUUGUUCGUGAUAAGGUGUUGGAUGAUAUGGAGAAAAAGAGAUGGUGAAAAAAGGUGGGGUUGAUAGUAUUGGACAAUGGAGUGUGUCUGUUCUUGUCUGCCAACAAGUGAUCAAAUAAAUUGAUGUACAUUUUAUUUUAUACAAACAAACAUAUAUAUUAUAUAGCAGUUGUGGUUGUGGAGAUA